AUGACGACAGCAUCGGAAUUGCUGUCGGACGACGCGCGCGCACGAUUCUCCCAUACAAAAGCAUUGUUCGAGCAACUCGAAAGACAACAGGAUGUUCCGUCUUUCUAUUCACCGCGACUACAAAGGCAACCACCGCCGCCGCCGUUGCCGCCGAAACCGUCGAGCCCAAUGUCACAGGUCGAGCGCAGUUUCUCCGACAUCGAUCGGAUCCAAUCAAGUCCAGCGACGUCGCGAUUCAACGCCACGACGUCGCCGCCGCAAAGACAAGCCUACGACAACAACAAUCAAUACACGGCGACCAACAAUAAUUUCGAGCCGUAUUGGCGGGAUGGAUCGAUCUACCGGCGACAAUUCGAAAAACCUUUCGAUGAAGCUGACACUAGUGGAUCGCCAGCGAUAACCGGCCUGAAGCAUACGACAUACGCCGUCGUCAAAACACCGAAAGAAAUGGAUGACGAGAAGGGAUUGCUCGAGACGCGACGCGGUUUGAGUCCCGAACGAUGCGAUUCCGACAAUCGCAAGGUCUCGUUCAGCACCGCGCCGAUACCUGUCUUCUCGGCGUAUUCGGUCGACGAUUACGAUCGAAAGAAUGAGGACAUUGAUCCUGUGGCGAGUUGCGCCGAGUACGAGCUUGAGCGUCGACUCGAACGAAUGGAUCUGUUUGAAGUGGAUCUUGAGAAAGGCGCCGAAGGAUUGGGAGUAUCAAUCAUUGGCAUGGGAGUCGGAGCUGACGCCGGAUUGGAGAAGCUCGGGAUCUUUGUGAAAAGCAUCACGCCGGGUGGUGCCGUUCAUCGUGACGGACGAAUUCGCGUGUGCGAUCAGAUCGUCUCGGUUGAUGGUCGAAGUCUUGUCGGCGUUUCGCAAUUGUACGCGGCCAACACAUUGAGAUCGACGAGUAAUCGAGUAGUGUUCACAAUUGGACGUGAGCCAAAUUUGGAAGAAUCGGAAGUGGCGCAGCUCAUUCAACAAAGUCUUGAGCAAGACCGCGUGCGUUUGAUGGGCGAUGAAGAGGAAGAAGAAGAGGAGGUCGACGAGCCGGAGCACACGCUCGCGCCUCCGACGAUCGACAACGAGCGUCCGACGACGUCGAUGAUCUCGAAAGAGGAGGCGGAGAUUCGCGCGAAAAUCGCCGCCCUCGAAAUGGAGCUCGAUCUCACACAGAAGAAGGCGGUCCGAAUGCACGAUGUGCUCGACUCGACGAAAUCGCACUGCGAGCAACUCGAGAAGAAGUACGAGCAGGCGAAUCAGAUGCUCAAAAACUAUCAGGAGCGCGAGAAGGAGCUGCUGAGUCGCGAGGAGAGCCACGUCGAACAGCUGCGCGACAAGGAUCUCCACUACGCGUCGCUGGUGAAGCAGCUCAAAGAGCGCAUCGACGAGCUGGAGACGAAACUCGACGAGAUGGAAGAGCGACGACACUCGAUACAGAAUCUCGAGCUUCACGAGCUUCGCGAGAAGCUCAAAGAGAAAAUGGAGAAGCGCGACGAGCGGAUGGCGUACAAACCGGGCGGCGAGUUGCCGCACGAGGACAAAGCCGUCAUGGCGAAUCUCGAUGUUGUGAACAACAAAAAGGACGCCGAGGUGUCGGUUGGCAGCAGUUGGACCGAAGAAUACUCAUCGCCGUGCGAGUCGCCGAUUCCGCGAAUCUCCGAGCCCGCCUCGCCGGCUCUUCCGCACAAAUUGAUGCACAAAAAGUUGUUAUUCCCGCUCCGCAAGAAAUACAGCGAGAAUGAGUUCUGGCGGGCGACGUGUCAGCCAGCCGGCCUACAGGCGCUUCACUGGUCCGUCGACGAUGUCUGCCAGCUGCUCGUCUCAAUGGGCCUCGACAAGUACGUGCCGGAGUUCACCAUCAACAAGGUGAACGGCGCCAAGUUUCUCGAGCUCGACGGAAACAAAUUGAAGACGAUGGGCAUCCAGAACCAUUCGGAUCGGUCACUGAUCAAGAAGAAGGUGAAAGGGAUGAAGAACAAAAUCGAACGCGAGCGGAAACAGUUGGAGCGCGAGAGUCGCACUCGCGUCAUCGCUCAUACCAUUCCAAUGUGA
Molecule: messenger RNA, 2040 nt
Organism: Caenorhabditis bovis
Lineage: Eukaryota; Metazoa; Nematoda; Chromadorea; Rhabditida; Rhabditidae
Source: the annotation of a GenBank genome assembly